AUGAUCAAGUUUGUCAAAAGGAACGGAAGCGUGUAUAUUUCGUAUUUCUUCUUCAGAAUCAACUACAACACAAGACACCACAACGAUGUCGCCGACGGAAGCCACCACCUCACAUCCUACCACAACGACUCAAUCAACUACUACACAAGACACCACAGCGAUGUCUUCGACGGAAGCCACCACCUCACACCCUACCACAACGACUCAAUCAACUACUACACAAGACACCACAACGAUGUCUACGACGGAAGCCACACAUCCUACCACUACUACUCAAUCAACUACUACACCAGACACCACAACGAUGUCUGCGACGGGAACCACCACCUCACACCCUACCACAACGACUCAAUCAACUACUACACAAGACACCACAACGAUGUCUUCGACGGGAGCCACCACCUCACACCCUACCACAACGACUCAAUCAACUACAACACAAGACACCAUAACGAUGUCUACGACGGAAUCCACCACCUCACACCCUACCACUACUACUCAAUCAACUACUACACAAGACACCAGAGCGAUGUCUACGACGGAAGCUACCACCUCACACCCUACCACAACGACUCGUAA
Messenger RNA from Strongylocentrotus purpuratus (purple sea urchin), 579 nucleotides. RefSeq names its product histidine-rich glycoprotein-like. The record is from RefSeq and is a predicted model, not a curated record. NCBI's taxonomy places the organism in Eukaryota, Metazoa, Echinodermata, Echinoidea, Camarodonta, Strongylocentrotidae. The transcript has 8 exons. Bases 1 to 579 code for a protein of 192 amino acids.